AUGAACUCUCUCCUUGCUGUUCAAUUAUGCGCUCGCAUGGCUGACAAGGAUUAUUUGCCGAUAAUGGAAUUGGAAUCGCGCUUGUUUAAUCCAGAAUCCAGGUUCCACAAGCACAGUGUUUGCACUCGAUGCAAUCCGGAGGCAAUUCGUUUUGGUACAGCCGGAACAGAGACUACAUCGCGUUUUGCGGUUAUAAUGUCUGCUUUACCUGAGUUACGUCGUUCAAUUCAAAACACGGACACAGAGGAGAGCUCUGAUCUGAAAGUUUUCGCUAGGGCUACCAUGGUUCCUCCUUUACCACUGCUAGAGGAUUUUCUCAAUCUUUUUGGCAGACUUGGUGGGUUUGAUGCGCUUCUUAAGCGCUUUUGCGACUGCAGCAAUAGGUCGCCGACACUUCGUCUUUUCUUCAACUACCUCAAACCUUUCAAACCGUGUUGUUACUACCUCACUGACGAAGUGGUAAAGGAUUACUUUUUACCCAUGAUUAACAUUGUUCUAACCUUCAUGAAGAAUUUGACGGAGGAAGACGUUCGGCAAUCGGUUCGGAGUGACCAGCGUAGCAACCAUCUGGCUGAUUUCGCUGUCAUUCAGCAUUUCUAUCAGCGUAUUCAUGGACAAAAUUACAAUGCUGAAGAGUUUGCUGAACUUCGCUUGCAGUUUAUUUUGAAAAUAAUGAGAACGGAUCUUUUUGGAGGAAAAAUGAAUGCGUUGAACGAUUUAAUAGCAAUUAUUAGCGGCAUCAAUACGAGGCCGAGUGUAUCGACAAUGCGCUAUACCUGUGCGGAGCCUGUAACGAAAGAUAGACUUGUCGGGUGGCUGAAGGAUAAUCAGGUCUUGUCGUUGUUGUUGCGUGCGAACUUGCAUCAGCCACAGUAUGUAGAAAAAGUGACUCGGGUGGUCCAGUUCCUCGUUGAGAUGCAAGAACUGACCCUAGAGGAUCUAGACGAGAUCUGGGAGGCCCAGGCUGGGAAGCAUGAGGCCAUUGUGAAGAAUGUAGAAGAUAUGCUUGCCCAUCUGGUGCAUUGCCUUAGCCCCGAACAACUUGAUCGGCUCUUCGACUGUUUCAAGAGAGCCUUUCAGACAACCACGAAACGUCAGCAAGAACGUUUAAUUGUUCUCAUCCGUCGUCUGACCAUGGAAAACCCCAAUGGGUUGGCGUCAAAAACAUUAGAGUUCUUCUGGGAUCUUGCUACAAGACCCUCCCUCUUCCCUGAAAUUGGCGCAGCUGCAGCAGAGGCGCAUAGUGGCAUUUUGACGGACGUUAUGAAGGCUACUAGAUCGGACCGACAAAAAUUGGACUGGCUCUCCAGAUUUGCGACCAUUCUCCAGGAGGAUUCCGAUGACUAUGCUUUUAUUCGUGCGGCUCGGCAGAUCAUUAAAGUGCAUCAAUCUUCGAGCUACUACAGCGAAAACCUUAUACAUCAAUUGACAGUUAACAACGAUCUCAUCACGGUUUGUAUUGACAGCCUUCGAAAUUAUAUGUACAAUUUCUCAAUCAAAAAUUCGAAAAUGGCUCAUGACACGGGCAUUGAUUCAAUAUCUUCUCAACCGCCAUCGACACCUUCAACAUUGAGUCGAGUGGAUAUUGCAACACCGGCCUCCUCCUCAUGUGCCAACACCCUAGAGCUGCCUCCACUGCAGGCUAAAAUGAGCGAUGACGGUGGAGUGAGUUCACAGUCAGGAAAGCUUCCUGAAAAUCAUUUGCAGCCUAUACCUCAUGUUGAGCAGAUUAGAGAACGGCUUGAACUAAUACAUUUCCUCGCCGCGGAAUCCGGAAUUCCUCUGACAUUGGAACAGCUGAAUCUGCUCUGGCGUUGUCUCAUUGUCGAUACUGAAGUUGAGCAAGACACCUCCUCUUGUAUGGACUCAGACUCCUCGGCUGGGUGCAGUUCCACCCACUCUUCUGCAACAGUGGAGGGUCGAAACAUCUGUUUUUCUUGGUUUAAUCCAACUACCAAUGAACUCAUUCACCCAUUCCUUGCCGAGUUCUUUCAGGAUAACAUCCUGAACAUUAAGCCGGAGCUUCUCACACCUGCGGCCAUGGACUUAUUCCGGUGUUUCUUCAAAUACGUAAACGCAAAGUUGGGACCUCGUCAGGAGGCCUCUUCGCGGUCUCAGUCAGAUUUGAUUGGGCUGGACUACCUUUGGCGCAUUCUCCUAGCGUCCAACGACAGAGUUGCCAGAAUUGCCAUUGAGAUGUUGCGAGAGCUCUACACCAGCGAUGUGGAUCCUCUCAAUGACCCACGGAAACGUCGUUUGGAUUUCCUGAAGAAAUGCUAUGACUUCCUCUCAUCAAGCUACACUAAGGUUCAUAAACUCCUUCUAACCUACGGUGUAGCCUCACCAGAUGGAAGCGUAUGUCGUCUCUUUGGUAAUCCUUCCCAAAAACUCUUCCAUACAAUGCGUGAUGCGGAGCAAGAUCUGAGCAACAUCGAUCGUGUAAUUCGGGUUCUGCGACGCUUCCUUAUUGAAUGCGAUCGACAAUUCAAAGCUCCCCGAGUGCACUUACCUCUAUUCCAGUCUUGGUCCGGUUCCUCGAUAUUUUUGACGGUGAAAUUUAGCGCUGUUAAGGAGGGCUCAGUAGAAGACUUAAAGUUACAACAGUAUGGCGCCACGACUGGACGACAGUACGAACCCAGCGCAGUGACGAUUAUAGCUCAUGCCAACGAGACCUUGGGUCGUUUGCGCUCGCGUCUGCUCAUCCACCGUUUGAACGAGGUGCUUCAUCCACUAAAUUCGUCAGCUACUAAUGCAGGAGGCGACGAGUGCACCCUUUCCUGUCCAUCCAAGAUACUUAGCGAAUUAUGUGUUGAUCUGUCUGAAGCAACCGGUCUCUCUAGCAACCUCUGUCUUUCAACUUUUCUGCUUAUGUCGUCAUCCGACUUAAGGGGGAAUUUUGACAACUCGCUUGACUCAACAACGUUUAGUGAGGAUAUGAAGUCUCUGACGUCUCUGUCGGCCUUUUUUUGCCUACCGGAUAUCAAUACACUUUUCUAUCCCAAUGGGUCAUGCAUUCCUGGCACGACGAACGUGUUCGGUUUACCUCGGGGUCCGAGAGAAUGCAGCCCCUUCUCUUCUGUGGGCAACUGCUCCAAUUCUUCUUCAAAUCGCGUGCCUCGUGCUCCUCGCGGCAGUCUUUCUCCGACUCUCACCGAUGAGGACAAUUUUCGAAUUCCUGUCAGAGAGGGAGAUGUCGGUGGCGAUUAUUCCGGCAAUGCUGGUUCCACAUCCUUUUCACCUUCUGACAGUUCUGGGACCAACCAAGAUGAUUCUGCGGAUCCGCUUUAUUAUGAUGGCAAUGGAAUUAGAAACCCACCAGCGGAACUUGGGGCAAGUGUAAACCUUACCUCUACAGCUAGAGGUGACUUUGCUGCUGAUCCUCCUCUGCCUUCAGCACCAUUUAACGAACUUUGUAAUGAACGCAAUCUUCCAGACUAUGUGAUGUCGGAGGAUCAAAAUUUUGUGCGUCUCCUCCUUGACAUCGGAAAUGUGGCUGUAUUUUUGGGCAUAAAUGAACUCUGUGACCGGACCUUUGAUGUUCUCUUCUCGUUGCCAAUAAAUUUGACAUAUCAAAGCGUCCUUUGUGAAAGCCUUCAAAGUCACGAGGGCAUUGAGAAGAUUACGGAACUUUUAAAGUGUCCUAUCUCUGAACUGAAUCUCUCCUGUGCGCCUAAUAAAGUCCUCAAUGACUUUGAAUUCCCAAGCAUUGUGCAACAGUUGUACUUUCUCCAGGUACUCUACUCUACAUUGAAUCCAAGCGUGGAAAUUAUUUUGUAUAUCAACGACGCGAUGUAUUCUCCUUGUCAUUUCACUCCCGACAGCUUUCAUCAUACGUUGGCCUUUCUGCGCAAUGGUGGAUUGAGGAGUCUCCUAUCCGCCUCCGUUUUGGAGGACGCGAAGGCUGUCACGGCGGAUCCUCUGGCGCAACUCAUCCUCCUUUGGAUCUGCCGUAUCCUCUACCUAUGCCUCUACUGUAUCAUGGCUACUUUAGUGUUCGUAUCUGGCAAUAAUACACUUUGCCUUGCCCGAAUGGAGACGCUUUGGCAAAUGAAAUCGAAUUCAGCCCCCAGCACUGGCGAUUGUAUCCUUCAGAAAUAUGCAGAAGCCUUUGCCCAUUUCGCUCUUAAUGCUGGAGUAACAAUGCCAGAGAUCCAGUCAGUGUGGUUAAGUGUCCCUUCACGCUCAUGCGAACUCUUGCGAGACGUCGUGUGGUUGGUCAGCUCUGCUCCUCCAGUCAUCCCAACUUCGUCGGCUCACUCGCAACGCAAGGCUACUAUCACCCACCCUCAUGACAGCGGAUGCACCUCGCCGAGGACCGAUGUUUUCUGUCGCCGAACGCCGCCGAGUGUGACGUGUACAUUUUCUACCACCUGUGGUCUCAAAUCAGGCCCCCUUCGAACUUUUCUCCAAAUUGGUCACCUUGAUUGCUCUGCUUUACCAGUUGAAUGUCUCCAACCUCUUUUUCCGGAGCCCCAUUACUGUCCAUCUCCGACCACCUUACCUUACAUCCUCAAUCUCCACUCCGGUCGGACACCCGGUUGUCUUUCUACAACUGCCCUUUCAACCCUCUCAUUCCUUCUUUCCUUCUCUCCUGACUCCUCGCUAGUAGAUUUUCUCUUGCACAAACUGACCCCCACCCCUGAUCACGAAAUCCUCAGGUCCUGGCUCAACUUCCUUCGUCACAUUCUCCUUCUCUCACCAUCUUCACAUUUGCGACAGACAGCUGCUUGUCUCUUGAAUAUCGUGGUGACCUGUGGCUUGAUGGCGGCCAUUUCACUCCAACCCUCCAGUGAAGCCGACGCGCCUGCAAGUACAACAGAUGUGGUGGGAUUUGUGAUUGAUUUUUUGGUAAAGACGUUAAAUGAGAGCGAAUCUGAUCAAGGCCUGUAUUUUGCUGAUUGUACAGAGGUACUUGUCGGAAUUCUGGACUUUUUACGAUCAGAAUCACUUACCCUGGACACUGCUGAAAAACUCUUUGUCAAUGAAUGGACUUGGUUGUCAAAUACGAUCACGGCUCCAUCGUUGGAUUCCGUUGGUGGAGGCAGUGUUAAGACUCCGCCUCAUCUUUCCAUCUCCAAUUUAUUUCGCUCCCAUCUGCGACUGUGUGCAUCCCUUAUACCAUUCCAAAACGGGAAACUUUUUGAAGAGUCGAGUGAGAACUUUGUUGGACUUGGUCCAGUGGAUGCCUUGCUUGAGGUGGUGCUAUUUCCAGCUGCGAAACGUUUCAAUGAACUCCACAAACAUCUCUUGUCAGGAACUCGAGAGUUAGCAAAGGAGACCACCUCAACUAGUGCUAUUGUUGAGGUAUCUAGGGUCAUCACUGCCCCGCCUGCCGGGAUUCUUAGUGCUGCCUUUGAUCUCCUUCUCAAAUUGGCACUCUUUGUACCUCGUAUCUUACUCCCCUUUCUCUCCGACAAGAUUUGCUCCCUUCUCUACUCGUUUAAUGCUCGAGCGGGUGAAUGGGAACCUCCUGAUCCUCUACCAUCUUUGAGCCGAUCCUCGAACGACAGUAGCAAACGCAACUGUCUGUCCUUCAACUUCGAUGGCCUUUGUGGCAAUCGAGGAUUUGUAGGUCUCAAAAAUGCUGGUGCUACGUGCUAUAUGAAUGCGGUACUGCAACAGUUGUUUGCCAUCGUCCCCAUCCGCAAUGCAAUUCUUUCUGCUCCCGUCUUGAACACUCUUCAGAAGGCCGGUGUCAAUACCACUUCCCUCUAUUCCCCCUACGGUCUGUCUCCGACUUCGAAGGGAGACUUCAAUGGACCUCAGCUCAGUAACCUCUGUACGCUCUUUUCGCUGCAAGAAAUGUUCGCAUUUCUGGCCUAUACGGAACGAGCGUACUAUGAGCCCAGCCUAUUCUUGAGACAUUUUAGGCUUGGUGGUGAACAAGUGAACUACUUGGAGCAGCACGAUGCUCAGGAAUUUUUCAGUUGCCUCGUAGAGCAUGUCGACGAUGCAAUGAAAAUAUGCGGGAUGCCGAAGGCCAUUGAAAAUGUCAUUGGUGGGAUCUUCGAGGAUCAAAAGAUCUGCAUUGAGUGUCCACAUAGGUACCAACAAGAGGAGUCCUUCUUGAUGAUAGACGUAGACAUCCAGAAUCGAUCGACUCUUUGUGAAUCUCUAGAGGAGUACGUGAAGAGCGACUUGCUUGAGGGUGACAAUGCCUAUCAUUGUGAGGAUUGCAACAAGAAGGUUUCUGCGCGCAAACGUAUGUGUAUUAAACGUCUCCCUCCCAUUCUUGUCAUCCACCUCAAACGCUUCAACUUCGACUGGGAACGUCACAUUGCUAUCAAAAACAACGACCGUUUCUCCUUCCCUUCCGAACUUGAUAUGGCACCGUACACAGUGGAAGGUGUAGCCAGUCGCGACCAAGGUCCGAGCGUCGGUGAAAGCAGUGGCAUAUGCGAGAGUUGUCCAGCUUCUCCAGGAGCACCGGAGACAAAAGCCCCAAGGCACUCUACACGGUACACUCUUCGCGGCGUUAUUGUGCACCACGGGCAAGCUGGUGCUGGGCAUUACUACUCUUUCAUUUUGCAUCACAAUCAUGAGACUGGAAAAUCUCAAUGGUACAAGUACGACGACACUCGCGUUACAGCGGUGAACGCUGACUCGCCUUCGUUUGAACAAAAUGAGUGGUUUGGUGGGAGGUACACGCCUGAAACUCCCUUGCGCUUUAGCUUCAGACCUUACAUUCGUUGCUAUAGUGCCUACAUGCUCUUUUACGAAAGGGAAGACUUUAAGGAAACCUCCAAUGUUUCUAACCUGUGUAACUCAAUGCAAUCUGUUGGGCUCUCUGAUGGGGCAUCAGGUAUAGUUCUAUGUCCACCUCAUAUUGCAAGUCAGAUUUACGCUCAAAAUGUGGAGCACUUCAACACAAAUAUGCUAAUGAAUCCGAUUUUUGAGAACUUCGUGUACCAACUUGUAACAGCGGAUUGUCUUAGAGUCCGUUUGGGCAAUGCUUCCGACUCAAUUAAAGCUUAUGAGGCUCUUACAAGGCUCCUUACGCAUUUCUGUUUCGAUUCACGUUUCCACACCAAGGAUAAUAAUUGGUACCUCUGGUUCCAUCCAUUCAUCAGCCUACUUCAAGCAGGUCCUUCUGUUCGGGAAAUCUUUACCAAACUGACCUGCUUUUCGUCACUGAACCAAGUUCAUGAAUUUUUCUUCAAGUGUCCAUACCCAGGGGUUCGUUAUCUUUACGGCGUUUUGCUGAUAGUGGUUGUCUGUUUGGAGAUAAGAUCGAAUCCGGACAAAUCGGUGGCUAACCAAAUAAUGCAGAAGCUGAUUGCCGAACUGCCUGAUUGCUUCACCUCCCACAGCCCGGAGUCAUUCUAUCACGAGUCUCUUUCGUACGGACCAGUCACUUCAUCCGGCACUUACUGGACUCCUUAUGCGGACGACUUUCAGCAUGGAAUGCAUCAAUCCAUCUGUGGUGGCCAGCUUCUUGCUCUCUUACUCGAUUAUGCUCAUUUGGACCCCUUGUUUACGGAGCAUUUGGCACGACUUGGUCUUCACACUAAGCUCAUACAUUAUUUGAUUGGCAGGUUGCCCAACACAUCGAUCUCGUGCCGCCCUUUGACUCUCACCUCUAGCCAUUUAGCCAGCGAUGAGCAAAUCAAGCGUUACGUGGAUGAUCUUAAUAAAUCUAUUGGUGUCGACUUUGCACACCAAGUUGCCUUCUCCAGUCGUUUGUUAGUGAUCUAUGAUCUGGCUCGAAAACAAAUAGAUGAAAACGGUCUCUCAAUCCCCUUCCUUCCUCCAAAUGGAUCACCGGCCUUUGUAUCUGCCGCGAGCUUCAAGCCACGUCUCUUCCACCUCUCCCUCUCUGCAACUGUACAUCUAUCUCCCAUAAAUCAUUUUAUGAAUUUGCUCGUUCGUCUCUUUUCACACUCUGAACUCGAAGAAUCCUCUCUGAAUCUCUCGAACAUGCUGGAGGGCAUCGAUUUUGACAGAUUUAUUCAGGUGAUCUUUACCUACUGUCUAAACCAAGGAAGUGUGGUAAUGAUCGCUCAGCUUAUUAAGAUUCUCACGAAGGGUAAUACUUAUCGCUCCAGAAUUGUAAUUGACGAGUUAAUGCGUAUCAUCUUCCCGUCUCAUUUAUCUCCCCAAAUGAAAUUGGCCUCAGAGCUGGCGACUCCAGUCUUCAUGGAGGCUCUCUCCGUUCCCGACUCUCUUCAGGAGCAUCGACUAUCCUAUGCAUUCCAAAGUACGUUUUCAAAUUCCUUUCCCCUACCCAACUGCAAAAGAAUCUACGAUGUACUUACCUUGACCAAACGAUCAAACCCUAAAAUUUGGAAUGAUCUGGGCAUGAACAUGUUAUGCGCUUUGGGCAGCAUGGUGAUCAACUUCGACGCAUUUCGAGAAUAUUUUGAAUUCCAGCGCCACAUCGGUUUGUACUUCCGCAAGAUCAUAAAUGAUGUCACCAAGGUGGAGUACCAACAAGUCCUUGAGCCGAAUGAGUACUAUGACAUAUUAAAUCAGACCAAAGAAGUUCUUCCAGUUCCUAGGUCUGAUGAUGAAGAGGUGGAUGAUGAGGAAGAAGAGGAGGAGGAGGAGGAAGAAGAGAAUGAUGAAGAGGAAGAGGAGGAAGGCGAGGGAGACUUUGAAAACAAUGGCGUGGAUGGUAUGAAUGUUGGGCGGGAUAAUGAUGAAAUUGAAUCCUGUAGCGACGAUACUGAAGUGGACUGA
Hydatigera taeniaeformis is the source of this 8679-nucleotide messenger RNA. NCBI's taxonomy places the organism in Eukaryota, Metazoa, Platyhelminthes, Cestoda, Cyclophyllidea, Taeniidae. The record is from the annotation of a GenBank genome assembly.